Jaculus jaculus (lesser Egyptian jerboa) is the source of this 4511-nucleotide messenger RNA. RefSeq names its product adenylate cyclase 3 (gene Adcy3). Lineage: Eukaryota; Metazoa; Chordata; Mammalia; Rodentia; Dipodidae. The transcript has 22 exons. Gene Ontology annotation, cellular component: plasma membrane. The record is from RefSeq and is a predicted model, not a curated record. Gene Ontology annotation, biological process: adenylate cyclase-activating G protein-coupled receptor signaling pathway; cAMP biosynthetic process; intracellular signal transduction. Gene Ontology annotation, molecular function: adenylate cyclase activity. Bases 267 to 3707 code for a protein of 1146 amino acids.
AGGAGCCGGGUCGCCGCGGCCGCCGGCACGCGUGACCCAACCCGCAGCCGGCGGGACCGUCCGGGAGCACGCGGCUUCCGAGUUCCUGCACAGUUGCAGAUGAUUUGUGCCUCCUGUGUCCCGGAAACCCACUCAGCAUUCCUGCCCCAGGUGGCCACUCUUCACUCAGGACUGAGAGAGCUCUUUUAGGUGGCAGGAUCCGACCCAGAGCCCUUCUCUGUCCCAGUCUGCUUCUCCGGGGCCAGUAGAAGCAGCCACCAGCCAGGAUGCCGAGGAACCAGGGCUUCUCAGACCCCGAGUACUCGGCUGAGUACUCUGCCGAGUACUCCGUCAGCCUGCCCUCUGACCCUGACCGUGGAGUGGGCCGGACCCAUGAGAUCUCUGUGCGGAACUCGGGAUCCUGCCUGUGUCUGCCUCGCUUCAUGAGGCUAACCUUCGUGCCGGAGUCCUUAGAGAACCUCUACCAGACCUACUUCAAGAGGCAGCGCCACGAGACCCUGCUGGUAUUGGUUGUCUUCGCGGCCCUUUUCGACUGCUACGUGGUGGUCAUGUGCGCUGUGGUCUUCUCCAGCGACAAGCUGGCUCCCCUUGUGGUAGCUGGGAUUGGGCUGCUGUUGGACAUCAUCCUCUUCAUGCUCUGUAAAAAGGGGCUGCUCCCUGACAGAGUGAGCCGGAGGGUGGUACCCUACCUGCUGUGGUUGCUGAUUACAGCCCAGAUCUUCUCCUACCUGGGCUUGAACUUUGCCCGUGCCCACGCGGCCAGCGAUACGGUGGGCUGGCAGGCCUUCUUUGUCUUCUCCUUCUUCAUCACGCUGCCGCUCAGCCUCAGCCCCAUUGUUAUCAUCUCUGUGGUCUCCUGCGUCGUGCACACAUUGGUCUUGGGGGUCACUGUGGCCCAGCAGCAGCAGGACGAUCUUCAGGGGAUGCAGCUGCUGAGGGAGAUCCUGGCCAACAUCUUUCUCUAUCUGUGCGCCAUCAUUGUAGGCAUCAUGUCCUACUACAUGGCAGACCGCAAGCAUCGCAAGGCCUUCCUGGAAGCACGCCAGUCACUGGAGGUGAAGAUGAACCUAGAGGAACAGAGCCAGCAGCAGGAGAACCUUAUGCUUUCCAUCCUGCCCAAGCAUGUGGCUGAUGAGAUGUUGAAGGAUAUGAAGAAAGAUGAGAGCCAAAAGGACCAGCAGCAGUUCAAUACCAUGUACAUGUACCGGCAUGAGAAUGUCAGCAUCCUCUUUGCAGACAUUGUGGGCUUUACCCAGUUGUCCUCUGCCUGUAGUGCCCAGGAGCUCGUGAAGCUACUCAAUGAGCUCUUCGCCCGCUUUGACAAGCUGGCAGCUAAAUACCACCAGCUGCGCAUCAAGAUCCUAGGUGACUGUUACUACUGCAUCUGCGGCUUGCCUGACUACCGGGAGGACCACGCUGUUUGCUCCAUCCUCAUGGGGCUUGCUAUGGUGGAGGCCAUCUCGUAUGUGCGGGAGAAGACCAAGACAGGGGUGGACAUGCGCGUUGGGGUGCACACGGGCACCGUGCUAGGUGGUGUCCUGGGCCAGAAGCGUUGGCAGUACGAUGUGUGGUCCACUGAUGUCACUGUGGCUAACAAGAUGGAAGCUGGUGGCAUCCCGGGGCGUGUACACAUCUCCCAGAGCACCAUGGACUGCCUAAAAGGGGAGUUUGAUGUGGAACCCGGUGACGGGGGCAGCCGCUGUGAUUACCUAGAUGAGAAGGGCAUUGAAACCUACCUCAUCAUUGCCUCCAAGCCAGAGGUGAAGAAAACAGCCCAGAAUGGCCUCAACGGCUCGGCCCUGCCAAAUGGAGCACCAACUUCCUCCAAGCCCAGCUCUCCUGCCCUUAUUGAGACCAAGGAGCCCAAUGGGAGUGCCCAUGCCAGUGGUUCCACAUCGGAGGAGCCAGAGGAGCAGGAAGCCCAGGCUGACAACCCCUCGUUCCCCAACCCCCGGCGCAGGCUGCGCCUCCAGGACCUGGCGGACCGCGUGGUAGAUGCCUCUGAGGACGAGCGCGAGCUCAACCAGCUGCUCAAUGAGGCCCUGCUCGAGAGGGAGUCUGCCCAGGUGGUGAAGAAGAGAAACACCUUCCUCCUAACCAUGCGGUUCAUGGAGCCAGAGAUGGAAACACGCUACUCGGUAGAGAAAGAAAAGCAGAGUGGCGCUGCCUUCAGCUGCUCCUGCGUGGUGCUGUUCUGCACGGCCAUGGUCGAGAUACUCAUUGACCCUUGGCUGAUGACAAACUACGUGACCUUUGUGGUUGGAGAGGUUCUACUUCUGAUCCUGACCAUCUGCUCGCUGGCUGCCAUCUUUCCCCGGGCUUUUCCUAAGAAGCUUGUAGCUUUCUCCACUUGGAUCGACCGCACCCGCUGGGCCAGGAACACCUGGGCCAUGUUAGCCAUCUUCAUUCUGGUCAUGGCCAAUGUUGUGGACAUGCUGAGCUGUCUCCAGUACUACACGGGACCCUACAACAACGGGACAGCCGGGACGGAGCUGGAAGGCGGCUGCUUGGAGAACCCCAAGUAUUACAAUUAUGUAGCUGUGUUGUCCCUCAUCGCCACCAUCAUGCUGGUGCAGGUCAGCCACAUGGUGAAGCUGACACUCAUGCUGCUCGUCACAGGCACAGUGGCCACCAUCAACCUGUAUGCCUGGUGCGCGGUCUUCGAUGAAUAUGACCACAAACGCUUUCAGGAACAAGCCUUAUCGAUGGUGGCCUUAGAGAAAAUGCAGGUAUUUUCCACCCUUGGGCUCAAUGGCACUGUCAGCAGGCUCCCCCUGGUGCCCUCCAAGUACUCCAUGACAGCGAUGAUGUUCGUCAUAAUGCUGAGCUUUUAUUACUUUGCCCGCCACGUGGAAAAAUUGGCACGGACACUGUUCCUGUGGAAGAUAGAGGUCCAUGACCAGAAAGAACGUGUCUAUGAAAUGCGACGCUGGAAUGAGGCUUUGGUCACCAACAUGUUGCCUGAGCAUGUUGCACGCCAUUUCCUGGGGUCCAAGAAGAGAGAUGAAGAGCUGUACAGCCAGUCUUAUGAUGAAAUUGGAGUCAUGUUCGCCUCCCUGCCCAACUUUGCUGACUUCUACACUGAGGAGAGCAUCAAUAAUGGUGGGAUUGAGUGUCUGCGCUUCCUCAAUGAGAUUAUCUCUGAUUUUGACUCUCUCCUGGAUAAUCCGAAAUUCCGAGUCAUCACCAAGAUCAAAACUAUUGGCAGCACCUACAUGGCAGCUUCAGGAGUCACCCCAGAUGUCAACACCAAUGGCUUCACCAGCUCCAGCAAGGAGGAGAAAUCAGACAAGGAGCGCUGGCAGCACCUGGCCGACCUAGCAGAUUUUGCACUAGCCAUGAAGGAUACACUUACAAACAUCAACAACCAGUCAUUCAACAACUUCAUGUUGCGAAUAGGCAUGAACAAAGGAGGGGUUCUAGCUGGGGUCAUUGGAGCCCGGAAACCACACUAUGAUAUCUGGGGUAAUACAGUCAAUGUGGCCAGCAGGAUGGAGUCCACAGGGGUCAUGGGAAACAUCCAGGUAGUAGAAGAGACUCAGGUCAUCCUCCGAGAGUACGGCUUCCGCUUUGUGAGGCGAGGCCCCAUCUUUGUCAAAGGGAAAGGGGAGCUGCUGACCUUCUUCUUGAAGGGGCGGGACAGGCCAGCUGCCUUCCCCAACGGCUCCUCUGUUACACUGCCUCACCAGGUGCUGGACAACUCCUAAAGGCCCUGGCCUCACCACAAUCCACCCAGGAAGGGAGAGUCUAUUUUUUGAAAGUGAAGAAAGGGUUUGGGAAAGGGCAAACAACAGGUCCCAGUGGUCCUGACUUGUUAAAGUGCACAUUCCCAUAGACUUUAGGUUUAAUGUUUCCUUAAGCCUUCCUUUGUUCAUAGAUAUGUGAGCUCUGAGGGCAACCAUGCAACUUCUUUAUGCCUGUAGCUUCCCCAGAGUAGGGGAUCUUAGGCAUAGUACUGGAACAGUCCUUCCAGAGCCCUCGCUCCAACUCAGCCCUUCUUCCCCUAUAGAGAGGCCAUGGCCACUGUGAGUAGGAGAGGAGAGGUGCAUCAGAGCCUCCCUUGCUGCUGGGCUAGGAGUAUAGGUAGGGAACUGGGAGCUGGACACUGCUGGACGUUGUAACAUUCCUGGCCAGAACCAAAAACAGUGCUUUUGUGUGUGUGUGAUGAACAGAGAUCUACUGGAGACCGGGUUGUCUUCAUUAUGUUAGGUUAAACGGCCCUCAUCCUAAUGUUCCUGAUAAUCUUGAAAGGUUCUUCUGGAACCCCUGUCACCUUAGUUAGGAGAGCAAAGAGUGCAAUAUUCCCUUUCACCUGGUAGGGGAGGGGGGCUACUUCUGAAAGAGAAAUAUAUAAACAGAUCUACAUUUAUAUUUUUAACCUUUAAGAACACUUUCCAAUACUGCCUUGCCUUUGAGCUCUUGCUACAGUCGCCUUUGCUACUGCUUAAAUGAGAAUCUACAGGUAUCAAUAAAGAUCAAGACUGUUUUAUUAAAAGCUUUAUUCAACUUGA